AUCAGAAGUGGCCGGUGAGGUAGUUUAAUCAUAAUUCUGGAGGAGUUGUGUUAAAAGGAUCGAAAAAUUAUGGUUCACUGGAAAAUCUGUUCCUUACUGUUUAUUGGUUACUUAUUGAAAGGGUUAGUAGUAGCUUCACAAGCCAGCAAUCUAGGAGAUUUAGCAAAAAUUUUGGCGCAGUUGGCCGGUGGAGAAAAUUGUGCAUUUCGAUGUCCGAAAGGUUAUAAGCCUCUUACUAAUCCAAAGCAUAAACCCUCAAGUGAUGGAUGUGGUUCCAUGGGAAUAAAGCUUGACACUUCCAAUUUUGCUGGUUUUACAAGAUGCUGUGAUCUCCAUGACAUCUGCUACGACACCUGCAACAAUGACCGCACUCAGUGCGAUGAUGACUUUAAAUCCUGUUUAGACAAUGAGUGCCUUCUCACAGGUCUGGGAAAUAGACUACCAAAGAAGCAGUUGGAUGCAUGCCAGACAUCAGCAGAUCUAAUGUACUCAGGAACACUUGCCUUAGGAUGUGCAUCAUAUAAAGAAGCCCAGCGUAAUGCUUGUCUUUGCAAUGGAAGGACAAUAACUAAAAAAGAAAUGGAAGAGUUGGAAAGAAAUGAGGAAUUAUGAUCUACAAAGGGCAGUGUAUCUGUUUUCAGAUUUAGGUGUUAAAUAAUUAUUUCAAAUAAAAUUUUAAUGAGAAA
Messenger RNA from Pocillopora verrucosa, 686 nucleotides. RefSeq names its product group XIIA secretory phospholipase A2-like. The record is from RefSeq and is a predicted model, not a curated record. Gene Ontology annotation, biological process: lipid catabolic process; arachidonate secretion; phospholipid metabolic process. NCBI's taxonomy places the organism in Eukaryota, Metazoa, Cnidaria, Anthozoa, Scleractinia, Pocilloporidae. Gene Ontology annotation, cellular component: extracellular region. Gene Ontology annotation, molecular function: A2-type glycerophospholipase activity; calcium ion binding.